GUUGAGCCUUUGGCUUUCAGCGAUUUCACUCUCACUUUUUACUCUGUUUUGGUCUCAUCUUCGCCCAGACAACGGGGCAUCUUUCGCUUGUAUCGAAUGAGCGCCUUCGCCAUUACACUUCAACCAAGACAAGACGACCGAAACCGCCGGUCAAUCAGUCCAAUUAGCUCAUCUAUCUCUUGCUCCUUUGGAUAGCCUUGGCGUUGGCGUUGGUGGAGUCCAAAACAGUGUCCAACAAUGCCGUACAAUAGAGUCUAUAAUGCUGAACCCCGUGAGGGAGAUCUGCAAAGCACUUUCGACGAUAGUUCUGUCUAUGGAAUUCUUCGCAGCAACAAUGAACGAUCCUUAUCGACGGUUACUUCGGCACUAGAAGUUGAUUACGACAAGAACAUCACUGACUUGUAUCAAGCAAUCACCAACUGCGAUUGGGAUGGUGCCAUUGAUGCUUCCACGCGACGCCCGCAAGAAGGCAGGACAUGGGUGGUCCGUCACUACGACGAAGAAGGCGAUGAAGCCAAAGGUGAAAUCAUGUGGAGAUUUCUACCCAUUCACAGUGCCAGUGCACGACAACCUCCCCGAGAAGUGGUCAGUGCUCUUCUCAAGGCAUACCCAGAUGGCGCCAAGUGCGUCGAUGAUCAGGGCAUGUAUGCCUUGCACUACGCAUGCGGGAAUCAAGCACAUAGAGACGUGAUUCGAAUGUUGCUGGUAGCCUAUCCUGGUGCUGCAUCCAUGCAGGAUCCAAACGGGAUGCUCCCUUUGCAUUAUCUGGCAUGUUGGGGGCCCUCCGAAGUUAGCAUCAUGGAUUUGGUUCUUGUGGCUCACCGCCAAGCAGUCCAUGCUCGCGAUGCGGAUGGGAAUACCCCUCUAGAUUUGGCCAUGGAAGGUGAUUAUGAUGAACGCGACGAGGUAGUCAACGUGAUCAAGAAGUGGCAAUCUAGCACCAACACAAAGCCCGCAAGCAGUGCCCACAGCCAUGCAAGCACCAGCAGCCGUCGUUCCUCGCCCCAAGCCUCUUCUCCAAGACGUCGUGGUGGGGACACCCACGUUAACAUCUUUGCAGAACGACGAGAUGAGGACACACGCGACACACGCAACAGUUCUGUACUACGAUCGAAUGAUAGUGGCCUCAGUGGUGGCCGUACACCCCCUCACAUCUCGACAACGGAACCACAUCAGUCUCCUACAAGCACAUCCACACCAUUCUUGGUGGGUCGCCUAAAGGAUGAAAUUACAGUGUUGAAAGAUAGACUCAAAGAAUCCAAAUGGGAGCUCGCCGCGCAAAAGAACAUGGAGAACGAGGCUUCGUUGAAGCAAAAGGUAGCAGCACUCGAGAAGAAGGUCUCGCGCCAACAAGAUGAGCUAGAACUGACGCGGGAAGAACUUGAUGAAGUUCAGAAUGAACUUGAAACCAAAGAAGAUUUCCUUCAAAAGAGGACCAAACAGCUAGAGGAAACGGAAAGGAAACUGAAAGAAGCCCUCGAGGAACGUGUAGGUUUACGGAUCACACUUACGGACUUGAUGGAACAGCACGAGAAAUUCAAGAAGAAGUCCGACUUCAUGAAUGAUCGAUUGGGUUCCUUGAGUGCUUCCUUGCAAUCGAUGAUGGAUCAACACAAAACAGUAUUGAAAGCCAUGAGAGACCGUGAAUAUGCAUGGAAGAAGUCUGCAGUUGAUAGGAAAGAGCAACUCAAGAUCUUGAUGUCUCUCGAAAGUGAAGUGGAAAGCGACGAUUCAUUGGAGGCAUCCCUCGACAAGACCAAUAAAGAGAUGGAGGCUAUUGCAGCAAUCAUUGCAGCGGCUCGAAACUAAGAAGAGGUGGACACAUAGAUAGGAUGAUAAGGAGCAAUCGCAGCUGUUGGUCGAAUUCCAACCAACGAUACAGCGCGAGGCCGACGAAUGAAGACUGAGUAUUGUUUGAUAGCGGGGUUUCAAUGUUUUUCAUCAACCGGAUGAGUGAGUAGUAAAGAUGCAAUAGUAUAAAAAGUUCAUGCAUAAGAGAAAGAUUCAAAGAGGACCUCUGCUAAUUAGCUCAAAGACUAUUCCGUACC
Seminavis robusta is the source of this 2048-nucleotide messenger RNA. The record is from the annotation of a GenBank genome assembly. NCBI's taxonomy places the organism in Eukaryota, Bacillariophyta, Bacillariophyceae, Naviculales, Naviculaceae.